Molecule: messenger RNA, 1654 nt
Organism: Medicago truncatula (barrel medic)
Lineage: Eukaryota; Viridiplantae; Streptophyta; Magnoliopsida; Fabales; Fabaceae
Exons: 2
Coding region: 116-1441 (441 amino acids)
Source: RefSeq, a predicted model, not a curated record
CAUGGCAAAAAACUACAGCACUAUCACUGAGUCCAUAAUAUAUAAUCCGCAUUUUCAUUCAUGAUUUCGUAACUUUGCAAGAUCAAUAUCCCUCAACCAUUAGUGUAUUGAAUGAAUGAUGGCAUCCCAAACUCUUAAAGAAAAAUUUGUGGAGCUACAAUCAAAGCAAACACCCCAAAAUUCACGACCCAAGAUACAAAGGGUGCCAUAUUACCGCAGAAGGAUGUCAAAUUUGGGGAAGCACUACACACCCAAGUUGUUGUCAAUAGGUCCUAUCCAUCAUGACAGAUCAGAUCUGAAGUUAGGAGAGAAGUACAAGCUUAAGUGGGCAGCAGAAUACAUAGAAAACACCGCACUUAAUCCAGAGGAACUACACCAAAAGAUUGCUGAUAACAUCGAUGAACUGAAGGGUCGUUUUAGCGAUGAUGUUUUAACUUUAACUGGAAAGUCUCUUGAAGGCUUUCAUAGCCUUGAAGAAAAGUUGUCGUGGAUGUUGUUCGUGGAUGGAUGCUCUUUGCUUUAUCUCUUGGAGAAAGGGCACAUGAAGAUUAAGGUUGGUCAACUGGUUCUUGUGAUGAUGGAUGUGCUUUUGUUGGAGAAUCAACUUCCUUACGAAGUACUCAAGCUAUUGUGGAAAAAUAACGAGAGUGAAUUGAUAAAAUGCAUGAUGAGUUUUCCCAACUAUCUUCGGAACAUACCAGGUGAGUCACAGUCAGAUAACAACAUGGAAGGAGAAGGAGAACAUAGUGUAUCAAUAAUAACAAAUGAGUCACAGUCAGAGACACCCACUCAUCUUCUAGAUCUUCAGCAUAAAGUCAUCCUCACUACAUCCAAGUCCAAGGGUAAGAUCCUAAAAUGGACCAGUCUGAAGAAGAAUGAGUUCAAACCGAUUACAUACAGGGGCAUAGAAGAUCUAAGAGCAGUAGGAAUAAGACUUAAGACAAGCGCAACAAGGAGGCCAACAGACGUAGAUUUCACUGCAGGAUGGUUUACUGCAAAACUGACUAUUCCUGUAAUCUAUGUGAACAACCUUGCAGCCUCUAAUUUACUCAACCUGAUAGCAUAUGAGAUGUGUCCAGAUUUUGACAACGACUGUGGGAUCUGUUCUUAUGUAGCUUUGAUGGACUCACUCAUCGACCAUCCGGAAGAUGUGAAGGUAUUGAGAUCAAAAGGGAUUUUGUGCACGGUUUGGAGUGAUGAGGAAGUUGCCAGUCUUUUCAAUAUCAUAGGUACUGACUUGGUAAUUAACAUAUUCAACUAUUUUGAAGUCCAAGUGAAAUUAAGUGACCAUUACUUUAAUAAAUACAAGAGUUGGAUAGCGCUGGGUUUUCGCACUUACUUCAACAAUCCUUGGACCGUUAUUGCCUUCCUUGCUGCAUUUACUGCCCUUGCUCUUACUUUCAUUCAGACAUGGUUUACGGUUCACCCGGCUAGCAAAUAAUGGUGGUUCGUUAUGACAAUGUUGUUUUCGUUAUGGCACUCAUCACUUCUCUGGAUUCUUAAUAGGUUGAAUUUUUAAUAAAUAAAUUUUAGGUUAAGUUUUCAUCGACGUCUUGACUAUGAGUAUGUAUUUCAAAGAUAAAGAGUGCCUUUCUCUUUGUGUUGUGUGUUUGAAUUAAAACAAGAAUAAAUUAAUAUUCUCAUUGAUGAUCUA